Molecule: messenger RNA, 2483 nt
Organism: Cyprinodon variegatus (sheepshead minnow)
Lineage: Eukaryota; Metazoa; Chordata; Actinopteri; Cyprinodontiformes; Cyprinodontidae
Product: protocadherin gamma-A11-like
Exons: 1
Biological process (GO): homophilic cell-cell adhesion
Cellular component (GO): plasma membrane
Molecular function (GO): calcium ion binding
Source: RefSeq, a predicted model, not a curated record
GGUGCCGCAGCUUUCGGAAUAAAGAAUAAACGCGGCUUUGGAUACUGAAGCCCUUUUCUUUUUCCAAUAUUUUUCCUCUAUAUAAAACGGACCAGGAGACGAGGAUGGCUAUCACAUGCUUUGCAGGCCCAGGAAUUAUUUUUUGUAUGGUGUUUUUUUAUUUACGAUCAGCAGAGGCGGAUUUGAGUUAUUCGUUUCCAGAGGAGAUGCGUCGAGGAUCACAGGUUGGGAAUAUCGCCAAAGACUUAGGUCUCGAGGUCGGCAAGCUUUCAGCUCGAAAGGCUCGUAUUGAUACUGAAGGAAGCCAGAAAAAAUAUCUUGACAUAAACAUUCAUAACGGAGAUUUGAUCAUCAUCGACAGGCUCGACAGAGAAGGCCUUUGUGGAGACAAAGCAUCCUGCGUUUUGAAUCAGGAGAUCAUGCUGGAGAAUCCAUUAGAAUUACAUCGAGUGAAAUUGCAUAUUCAGGAUAUUAACGACAAUGAUCCGCAGUUCAAUAGAGAACUGAUACAGAUUGAUAUAUGGGAAUCUGCAGCGAAAGGUGCUCGUUUUCCUAUUGAGGAAGCACAUGAUGCAGACAUAGGUCAAAAUUCAGUGCAGACUUAUAACCUGCAGAACAAUGAUAAUUUUAUUCUUGGUGUUGGAACAAAUUCUGUGGAGCUUGUCCUGAGCAGAGAACUUGACCGUGAAAAAUUAAAAGAGAUAGAUCUUGUUUUGACUGCUGUGGAUGGUGGAUCACCACAAAGGACAGGUAGUGUUACGAUUCACAUCAAUGUGUUGGAUGCAAAUGACAACGUUCCAGUGUUCAACCAGCCAAUUUACAGGACCAGCAUUCCUGAAAACUCUCCCAUAGGUUCUGUUGUUCUAAAGGUCAGUGCAAAUGAUGCAGACGAAGGACUACAUGGUGAAGUAACAUAUGAUUUUGGACACAUUUCCAAAGAAGUUAAGGAAAUAUUUGAAAUAGACAGUAAAACGGGUGAAAUAAAAUUGAUAAAUGCUAUUGACUUUGAAUCCGUACCAAUUUUUGAACUUCGGGUGACAGCAAAAGAUGGAUUAGGGCUGACCUCUUAUUCCAAGGUCAUAAUCGAUAUCUCUGAUGUAAAUGACAAUGCGCCUAUUAUAUAUAUAAAAUCACUCUCCACACCCAUUCCUGAGAACGUGCCUCCUGGUACAGAGGUGGGCAUAAUUAACGUUCAGGACAGAGACUCUGGGAAUAACAGACAGAUCCGUUGCUCCAUCCAAGAAAAUUCCCUCUUUAAAUUGGACCCUUCUAUUAAAAACUAUUAUUCUCUGGUGACUACAGGACAACUUGACCGUGAACUAGUAUCUGAUUACAACAUUACUAUUAUUGCAGCUGAUGAGGGCUCUCCACCUCUAUCCUCCUUUAAAACUGUUCAGUUAUCUGUAGCUGAUAUCAAUGACAACCCACCGGUGUUUGAGGAGCAGUCCUAUAGCACGUCUGUGAGUGAAAAUAACAAACCUGGCUCUUUCUUAUGCACAGUUGCUGCUAAAGAUCCAGACUGGAGACAAAACGGUACAGUGAUUUAUUCUCUGUUACCUGCUGAGGUGAAUGGUGCCUCAGUUUCUUCUUAUCUAUCUGUUAAUGGAGAUACGGGUGUGGUCCAUGCUGUGAGAUCAUUUGACUAUGAACAGAUCAGAAGUUUCAAAGUCCAGGUUUUGGCCAGGGACAAUGGUUCUCCUCCGCUCAGCAGCAAUGUUACUGUUAGUGUUUCCAUAUCGGAUGUGAAUGACAACUCUCCUCAAAUACUUUAUCCUGCCCCAGAUGACAACUCUUUCAUGACUGAGCUGGUCCCAAAAGCUGCACAACGAGGAUCUCUGGUCUCCAAAGUCAUAGCAGUGGACGCAGACUCUGGACAAAAUGCCUGGCUGUCCUAUCAUAUAGUCAAAGCUACUGAUCCUGGGCUUUUCAGUAUUGAUCUGCACAGUGGAGAGAUCAGAACACAGCGGGACAUUUUAGAAUCUGACAGCAUGAAACAGAACCUGAUUGUUGCAGUGAAAGAUAACGGACAGCCCUCUCUGUCUGCCACCUGUUCCAUGUAUCUACUUAUUUCUGAUAACUUGGCUGAGGUUCCAGAACUGAAAGAUAUUUUUUAUGAUGAGAAGAACUCGAAACUGACCUCUUAUCUUAUCAUUGCGCUGGUUUCUGUGUCCACAUUAUUUCUGACCUCCAUCAUUAUCAUCCUGGGAGUGAGGUUUUGUCGGAGGAGAAAGCCCAGACUGUUGUUUGAUGGAGCAGUUGCAAUCCCAGGAUCUUACAUGCCUCCUAAUUACGCAGAUGUAGAUGGGAUAGGAACUUUACGCAGCGCCUACAAUUAUGACACCUACCUGACAACAGGAUCUAGAACAAGUGACUUUAAGUUUGUAUCAUCUUAUAAUGACAACACUAUGCCUGUUGACCAGACUCUGAAGAAAAGUCCAAUGGAAUUAGUGGAUGUCUUUGGAGAUAGUGAUCCUUCUUCCGAG